Molecule: messenger RNA, 841 nt
Organism: Drosophila simulans
Lineage: Eukaryota; Metazoa; Arthropoda; Insecta; Diptera; Drosophilidae
Exons: 2
Coding region: 431-754 (107 amino acids)
Source: RefSeq, a predicted model, not a curated record
AAUGAAUGAAUGACUCUCGAGUGGAGCUGCCAGUGGCAGUGAUGCUCUCGCCUCUUUUCAGCGCUGAAAAUUGCGUUAAGUGGAUGUCAUCGUUGGCCAGCGACAAUUUUGAUGAACUCAACAAAAACACUUGACAGCAGAGCCGAAGAUUUUGGAACUGGGGAGCAGCAGGCCAUGCAAUAAACGAAAUUAUGACGCUAAAUUGAACACUAAACGCCCAGUGAGCCGGGGCGAGAGAUAUAUAGUAGAGUCAAAGAAUAGUCCAGGAAAAUACAUCAGUAGUUGAGUUCGGGGGCGAAAAGGGGUUGGACUGGACUGGAAUGGCAGCGGGAUGGGGAUGGGGGAUUCACUUUCAAAAGCAUCAGCAGCAGCAUCCACUCCGCUUCGAACCGUCCACAUUUAACGCGCGAAUGAACAGCAAUCAGCCGAAAUGGGGGAUUCGGCGAAAAAGGGGGCGGGUGAAGGGACUGGUGGGCAUGGCUCUGGACCUGGACCGACCGGGAAUCGGAUGGGCACUCGGACUAUUGCUGGCGUGCCAGCCGCCAGUCCGGAGGGUUCAUUCAACAAUAAAAGUCAUGAUAGACAUGGCAAUACGGAAAUGCUAUUUUUGGGGCUGCCACUGCCUUCACACGGGAAUGGUCCACGUCCGCCCUGCGAGCGGAAGUCGGAUGCCCCAUGCCCCAUCCCCCAUCCCAUCCAGGCAUCGAGUGGCGAGUUGGAGCUGCCGGCUGGGAGCCGAUGGAGCUGUUCGUAAAUUGCCCGCCGCCGCUCACUUUAACUUAAUUAUAUAAUUUGUGAGACAUCAGCGCUAAAAAAGGGAGACAGGCAGACCAACCAAAAA